AUGUUAAUUUUUAAAAGAUUGAUCGUGUGGAUUAUUUUAUUUGUGAUUGCCCUAACACAGCUCCUACUUUAUAUACCAAAUUUCAGCUGCAGAGGGUCAUCAGCAUGCUUAGAUCAAUUCAAUUUCUCGAUUAUAGGCUCCUCUAGUGUCACGCAAGAUUUCAUAAACAGCAUCAAGGAAUUUUUGAAACUUUUAUCAUAUUUGGCAAUCGAUAUGGGGUGGUCUAGGGACUUAACAGAUUCAGAUAUUUACAGAGAAGAGAAGUUGGUCGACACCUUCGAUUCAGAGAAUGUUUACAAAGUCAAUUAUUUCGGCUAUUGCAAGAAACGACAUGGAGAACGUCUGUAUUGUGUUCAAAACUGGGGUAGUGGAAUGGAUGUUCUGGGAAUCCUAGUGCGGGACAUAGGAAUUCAAUUGGGUAUGUUAUCUGCGUCUCACCAAAACGACACUCGCUUACUGGGAGAUUCGAUGGUAUUGACCUAUCAUCUGGCUCUUUCAUCCUUGAGAAGAUUUUUGAGAGGAGACCAAGGAAAUGCACUCUCAAAGCUAGUCAUUUCCAAAGACGAUUAUGCGAGCUCUAAGUCUGACGCUAAAACUUCUCGCUACUCUAAAGGUGUGGACAUGGCAUAUCUUCUCAAAGUGGCCAAUAAAUUUCUGUUACUCAUAGAGCUUUGUGAACUGUCAACAAGUUUACUAUUCUUAACAGCCGUGAUAUGCUUUGGCAUAGCCCUUUCAAUGGGAAUUAAACUUCGGAUCAUUCCAUUAGUGUUAAAGAUUAUGAUAUCAGCACUCGCUUCUUUGGCGACAAUAACGUUUACGGGCACGAUAAUCUAUUUUCUGGCCCUCAGAUCUCUCCAGCCAUCGAAAGAUCCACUACAAUCAUCAACUAAAUGGGACAUCAUCAAAAUAAACCUAGGACCUGGGUUUAUUAUAGGUUGCAUCCGGUAUGCAAUCCAAAUCAUUCUCAUACCAUUAGCAUUCCUGAUAGCCAGGCAUUACAGCGCAAGGGAGAAAGAGACCAAGGAAGCUAAAAUUGAACCUCCAGGCUUCCAGAACGAUUGGCUUUAA
Messenger RNA from Torulaspora delbrueckii, 1068 nucleotides. It is a transcript of the gene SMA2, whose product is annotated as Sma2p. The transcript has a single exon. The record is from RefSeq and is a predicted model, not a curated record. Bases 1 to 1068 code for a protein of 355 amino acids. NCBI's taxonomy places the organism in Eukaryota, Fungi, Ascomycota, Saccharomycetes, Saccharomycetales, Saccharomycetaceae.